This is a messenger RNA of Fomitopsis serialis, 2130 nucleotides long. RefSeq lists its product as uncharacterized. The transcript is spliced from 7 exons. The record is from RefSeq and is a predicted model, not a curated record. Bases 1 to 2130 code for a protein of 709 amino acids. NCBI's taxonomy places the organism in Eukaryota, Fungi, Basidiomycota, Agaricomycetes, Polyporales, Fomitopsidaceae.
AUGGCUUCGACCUCCGCUUCGUCAUCCCACCAUGCUCUGCCGGGGGCAGCCGCUGACCCACUUAAGGGGUACGACGAUCCCUUGGACGCCAACUUGGUCCUCGCUGCAUAUGGCCGCAACAUCGAAACCCGCUUGAGGCAGGCCGAAAAUCCCCGUCUUCAAAAUCGGACAACAAUUGCGCGGCUCGCAGUAACACCGGGAUUCCCAAUGACAGUGGAAUGGCAUAGAAAAUUCAGUGCGAGAGAGUGGGUAGUAUACGUACCCCCGCUCGCUAUUUCUGCGAUGGAGGAAGUCGCCGGCAACGUGAGCGGAGACUAUUCCACCCGCAUGGCGCGCAUCAAAUCGGAUGACCCGAGAGUCUUCACGAAUGCCUGGUACUCCGCAAGUCCCCCGCCCGGUGGCCACCCGCUGCCCAGCUUUACCGGCAUGGUGACCUCCGCUGCCCCCGGGAACCCACACGUCCCGACCGCGCCCGAAAAGACAUCUCCGGCUGGUGCAUCUCGGCCUACGACGUCCCACACAGCGCAUGCAGUCCGGUUCCAGCUCCCACACGCCAGCACUGAUCCCACGCACUGCAGUGAGACGCAGGAGGCGGAGCGUACUCCGGGCCCUGCGCUGCCGGGCGGACAGGUGAAGCGUUCAACAGUGGGAUGGAAUUACAUGGAGAUAUCGGAGGACAAGGCGGAACAUUCUGUGACGAAUGUGAUGGUGGCUGCACCGGUAACGUUAACCGGGCACCGGCACGGGGACAGCAAUGAUACCAGCGACGAGGAAGACGAGUUGCAGGAGGCCGUAGUGACGAAGUACAAGAGAUCAGGGGCCGGGAAAGCGAAGGGAAAGCGUCCGGCAAGCGAGAUCGACUUUAGUGACGAAGAAGAUCAAUUGCAGGAGUCCGAGACGCCCACCAAGACAGUGAACCAGCGUGGGCAAGCCAAAAGGAAACGGCGGGGAGACAGUGUCGUGGUUGAGGUGCACAAAGACAAGAGACAUGAUCCGGUCCCGCACCUUCGUUCAGCACUGAAGAACCCGCUGCCCGUCGGCCCGUCAGCGGGCGACGUCAAUGACGGCCCGGCGUACAGAUACAAGGUCGACCAGGCCCUCAAAACCCACGACAUCAAUGCCCUCAUCGAUAUCGUACAGGGGGAGCGGGCUGUCAAGCGCCUGCCCAAGUUCAACUGGGACGCCGGGAAGCUUCGGGGACGGCGCAAAGCUAUCUGGCUGAGGACCAUGCCGUUGCAGGAGCCUCCAUGCACGCGGUGCUCCGGCAUUCACUGCUGGAUCUCCAGCGAUCCCAACGCCAAGCGUCCUGCUACGAAGUGUGACGAGUGCGCCCGACUGGGCAAAAAGUGCUUUACCAGCGAGGCCCGCAAUCCGUCCCCGGCUGACGAGGUCAGGGCGGGUCGAUCCAGCACACCAACCCCGCCCAACGCAAACACCCAACACCGAGCCCGAUCUCCGUCUGCUCUGCCCGAUGCAAGUGGCCCUCCGGAAUCCACCGCGGAGGCGCCCGCGGAGCAGGACAAUGCUUCAACCACCGCCACCACCACUCGAGGAAGCGGGGAAGAAUCAUGCGCUGACGGGCAGUGCACAUUGGAUGCGGACAAACCGCGCACCUUCGUCCGCGCAUACAUUGGGGCACUCCCGCCAAGAUUGGCUCAUCGGAAGCCGGACCCAAGUGCGGAGGGCAUUGAGCUCCUGGAAACAACGGCGGACGUCUCAUACAAAGUCCGAGAACUGCGACAGGAGAAUGCCGAAAUCCGCACCAUGUGCGAUGAGCUCCGGCAGGACUUCGCGACACUCCGUGAACACCUGAGAGCACGUAACAGUAUCCGUGCUUUCACGCACUUUGAACACCAGCCCGGAGCAGCGGCAGCUCCGGAGACGCUGGUUGAUCAUGGGGCGCAGACGAACGUUCCUGCCUCCCCGGAUCCAUCGUCGCUGAGCAGGCAUGCCAUCCCGGCACCCAACUUGGCAAGCCACGACGUACACGAGGUUCCCGACGACACUGUUAUCGCUUCCGCCACACUUCGGCAUGCUUCCGCGUUGUGCACACAGGAUGGCAGCGACAUGGCCAGUACGGAUGAUGGUAGUGAUUUGGACAUGUCAAGCGAUGAUCCCGACGCAGUGUGA